ACUGGUGAUGUGGUUAGGUGUGGCGUCGUGGAUAAUCAUAUAUUAUGUUUACUAUGAAUGUAACUCGCAGUCGCUAAUAAAAAUGCUCAGUUAGAAUUUUUCAUCUGCAGCGGCAACAGUUCAAGCAAAAAUAAUUGUGACCAAAGAAUAAUAACUUAAAAUUUAAAAUAAAGUUAUUGUAAUGGUUAAGUGUCAUUGACUCAGCGUCUCAGCUAAUGUUUACUAUAAAUAAACUGGGAUAGUGAAAGUGAUCGUUGCUAGUUGUGAUUGGUAGCACUGAUCGAUCAUUCGAUUUGACGUCACUAGAACUGUCAUAAAUUGUCAUAACAAAUUCACGUUAACUAGAAAGCGAACUACUCCUGUGUUUCUUUUUAAUAUUAUUAAAUUAAAUACCGACUAUUAUGUUUUAGAUGUGCUUGUGAAACAAACAUUACUUAUUAAAACUUGAUAAAUGAACUAAUAAAAAAUAUAUUGUUAUAACCUGUGGCGUGUUCGCGAUUUUUCCAUCGAAACUUUAACAAAUAUCUAAGAAAAGGAAUAGUGUUAUCAAGUGUUUUCCUUUCACCACUUCUUGUAUUGAAUUCGUAGCGUACAAUUUACACUCAGUGCUUGACUAGCUUUUGGCAACUAUUGUGUUAUAUGUAGAGUGCAAAAACGAAUUAAUAUGUCGUCGUUGGGAAGCCAGUGGAGGCUGAUAAGACACUACCUCUCUGUGUCCAAUUUGAAUACAGAGCUAGAGAAACUCGUACAGAAAAUUAAGCCCGUCACUGCAGAACAAUGGGACAAUUUAAUUAGUAUAUUUGAGAAGGCAGUGUCUAUGAGACUCAUUCAAGGAUUGAAGGAGAUAGAACAUAAGAACAAGGAUCAGAAUGUAGUGAGAGCCCGCGCUGCGGAGGAAACAACAACCGUAAGCAAAGACAGUGUCGACAAAAAUGAAGACAAGAAAGAAGAUAAAUUCAGUGACGGGUUGCUGGUGGGCUCCGAGGCCAAGGAGAUCACAUUUGAGGGGCUGUGGCAGGGACUCAAGUUGAAGAAAGACCUCUCGUUGGGCAGAAUCUCGGAGCCCAGUUGGAAGACCAACAAACCAAUCAUCACGAAGUCGUCGAUCCACUCUCGCACCGCGUACGUGAUAUCAGCGAUUGUGACCGCGGAGAGCGAGGAGUGCCUCCUCAAGCGCAUCGAGCACUUCAUCGACCACCUCCAGCAGUAUCCUGAAGCCAGGGACUACGCCAUCAAGGAAGGUGCGGUGAGAGCACUUCUGCGAGUGCAGGACAAACUUUCUGAUGAAGCUAUCAGUAAGGAACUAGGCGGCGUAGUUUGAGAGGCGCUGGCGCUGGUGGGGCACGCGGGCGCGUGGCGCGGGCGCGGGCCGAGCGUGCUGGCCAUCGACGGCGGCGGCGUGCGCGGGCUGGCGGCCAUCCACCUGCUGCGGCGGCUCGAGGCGCUCACCGGCCGCCGCGUGCACCAGCUGUUCGACUUGAUCGUCGGCGUCAGCACCGGCGCCAUCAUCGCCGCCGUCAUCGGAAGCGGAGUCGGUAACCUGGACACGGCCAGUGAGAUGUAUCACACGUUAUCCAAGAAAAUGUUUGGCAACACUUCGGUGAUAGGAGGCACGUCGCGGCUCGUAUGGACGCAGUCGUAUUACGACACGCAGGCGUUCGAGGAGAUGCUGCAGCAGAAUCUCGGCGAUCUGACGCUCACCCAGUGCAACAGGUUCCACACACCGAAGCUGGCGCUGGUGUCGUGCGUGGUGGGCGACGGCGCGGCCCACCCGUUCGUGUUCCGGUCGUACGCGGCGCGGGCGCGCGCGCGGCCCGCGCUGGAGGGCACGGCGCGCGCGCCGCUGUGGCACGCCGUGCGCGCGUCCGCCGCCGCGCCCGCCUACCUCGCCGCCUUCCGCGCCGCCGGCCGCCUGCACCUCGACGGCGGGCUCGUGGCCAACAACCCCGCCGCGCUCGCGCUGCACGAGGCGCGCCAGCUGUACGGGCCGCUCGCGCCGCGCCGCGCCACGCUCGUCUCCGUCGGCACCGGCCGCGCCCCGCGCCCCGCGCCCGCCGCCGCCCCGCCCGCCGCCGCCGCCGGCUGGCGCGACAAGUUCGACGCCGUGCUCUGCUCCGCCACCGACACCGAGGCCGUGCACCGGCUGCUGGCCGACACGCUGCCCGAGGACGCCUACUUCCGCCUCAACCCGCCGCUGCUGCAGCCCUGCGCCAUGGACGAGACCGACCCGGCGCGGCUGGCCGCGCUGCUCCGCGACGCCGACGACUACGCGCGCCGCAACCGACACAAGCUCGACCGCGUCGCCGCGCGCCUGCUGCGCCCGCCCACGCUCCUGCAGCGCGCGCACCACGCGCUCGCCCGCCGCGCGCUCAUGCUAGGACUGACCGCCGACUGACUGACUGAC
Molecule: messenger RNA, 2404 nt
Organism: Achroia grisella
Lineage: Eukaryota; Metazoa; Arthropoda; Insecta; Lepidoptera; Pyralidae
Product: calcium-independent phospholipase A2-gamma-like
Exons: 8
Biological process (GO): arachidonate metabolic process
Cellular component (GO): membrane
Source: RefSeq, a predicted model, not a curated record